Molecule: messenger RNA, 2786 nt
Organism: Penaeus vannamei (Pacific white shrimp)
Lineage: Eukaryota; Metazoa; Arthropoda; Malacostraca; Decapoda; Penaeidae
Source: RefSeq, a predicted model, not a curated record
CAGAUUCCCAUAGCACAGAUCCAUUCCUAUCCUAAACAGCAUACUAUCAUGUGCAUUAACAUACGGCGGAGCGGCUGGGCAGAGGAGGAGGUCCUCGAGAUGCCAAAAUAAAUGGUAUAUUCGUCUUUUGGCACUUCGCGUGACGUCAUCAGCGUGCUCGGAGGCAACAUGGCGGAUACAUUUGCCAAGUACCAUUGCAACUACUGCGAGGAGGAUGUGAACGGACUGAGGGUGCGGUGCUUGGAGUGCGACGACUUCGAUCUUUGUUUACAGUGUUUUGCUUGCGGUGCUGAGAUUGGAAAGCAUAGAAGUGGACACGCCUAUCAAUUUAUGGACACAGGAAACUUUAGCAUUUUCCCCGGUCAAGGCCAUUGGACUGCUAGAGAGGAGGUCAGAUUGCUGGACGCCAUUGAGCAGUAUGGGUACGGUAACUGGGAGGACAUUGCGCGCCAUAUCGAGACUCGCACUCCAGAUGAAGCAAGAAAUAAGUACAUCAGCAGUUACAUAGAUGGCGCUAUUGGGCGAGCCUCCUGGAAACCAGCAUUAGAAAGAUUGCAGCUCCCCAUUGAGCACACAGUCCCUGACACAGGACCACUCUCGCCAACUCUAGGGUCUUCACUACCCCCAGCCACCCUCCACGAGGAGAACACCAUACUUGGAUACAUGCCACACAGAGAUGAUUUUGAGAGGGAAUGGGAUAAUGAUGCAGAAACAACGAUAGCACCAUUAUUCAUUCAUCCAGUUGAUGAUGAAGAUGUGGAUAUGGCUCUCAAACUUGCACAGGUUGAUAUGUACAUGCGCCGUCUUCGUGAAAGAUCGAGAAGAAAACGGGUAGUUAGAGACUUCCAGGUUGUUCCACAAUUUUUCAAGAAGGAAAGAGAAAAAGCCCAAGUUCCUCCAAAAAAGAAAAGCAAAGAUGAUAAAGAGGCAGUUGCUGAAAAACUUAGAACAAUUAGCCAGUUUCAAACAGCAAGUGAACACAAUAAUCUUAUAAACUCCAUUGUCAGAGAGAGAGAGUUAAGAACAAGGAUAAGAGAAUUACUAAGAUAUCGUCGUAAUGGAAUUAGACAUGUGGAAGAAUGCCAUGAGUUUGAGGUAGCAAGGUCACGAAGAGACAGGAAAAAAGAAAAUAAAAAGAAAGGUGCCAGCCUGCCUCAGAUUCCGACUCAAAUGGACCUCACCGCAAAGUCAAAAGAAAACGACGCAAGAAGUCCGAAAUGUUUAGCAGAAAAAAAAUUCACGCCUCUCGAUACUGGCGGUGGAAGAUGGCUCAGCGGGAGCUUGAGCGGCAGCAGCGGGAACAACAACGACAUCUCCAGCUGGGGGAACGGGAGCAACACGCAGCAAGCACAACAGGGGGGGACUCAAGGGGGGAAUGAUGACCCCAUUGCAAUAUCCAUGUUACCAGGCUACCAUCUUUUGUCCCAGAAGGAAAGAAAGUUGUGUGCCUCCUCAAAUAUCAAGCCAUCACAGUACAUUGCUUACAAAGCUGUUUUACUUAAGGACGAAGGCGACAAGCGUCAGGCAGGUGUUGGAUCAACUACACGUGGGGUGUAUGCACUCCCCAAGGCCUAGACUCUCACUCUCAACGCAUGAUAACCACUUUCAUGACCCAAGCGGGCUGGAUCUCCUCGUUCACAUGACCACCCUUUGAUUUUGGGAUCUGAGCAGCUGGAUCUACAUCUACAGCACAAGAGUCUUGGGCAUGUAGAUUUUGAAGGCAUUAUUCUGCUGCGAUGAUCCCAAAAUAAUAAAAAUACUAGGAUGACAUUUCAAGAAAAAUAAAAGGAAUAAUGGUAAUCAUAUGAAAAUAAAUAGCUAAAAGAGGGGAAAAGUGUUCACUAAAGAAACAAAGGAAAGAAAAUAGAAAAAUAUUUGCAGUUUGAAAAGUCAAGUCUUGCAUCCCCCCAUUUUUUUUCUUCUUCUUCUUCUUUUUUUUAUCAUAAGGAGUGAUACUAUUGGAUGCUUAGCUGGUUCACUUUUAUGCUGAUUACAUAUCGGAGUCUUUUAGGCAUUUUGUAUGAGAGCUCCAUAAUUAUGUCAUUUUGAAUACCAGUCAGUAUUCCUCGGAAAAUUGUUAUAUAUAUGUGGAGUUUUCAUAUAGUGAAUGUUAAAUGGUGUUAAUCCAUGGAAAAUCAGUACAAUACUGAUUAGAUAAGCCUGCCCUCCCUAUGCUCCUUUUGAUUCAGUAAUGAAUUUUGGUAAAACUGAGUUGCAAUAUUUGCAUAAUGCUUGUACUGGUGAUGGUGAUAUUAUAUUUUAAAUUUUACAUAUUAGCAUCUGCAGGUAUACUUUCUCCUUUUUAGACACAUGCACUUCUUAAGUACCACUAGUAGCUAAGUAUAGUAUAAAAGGAUAUUUGUAAUCAAAGGAAGUAAUUGAUUAAACUUACUUUUUAGUGUGGAUAUUGUACCUGUGAACAUGUCCUCGUAUCUUUCAAGUUCUUUUAUUUGUUUAAUUGAUAUUCUGAUGGAAAACCAGGCGAAAAAUGCAGUCAAGUGCAGUGCUUAUUGAUUUUUUUUUUCUAGUCAAGAUUGAUUCGAUUUCAGUAACAUUUGAUAAUCAACUCGAAAUAUUAUUUUUUCAUAUCAGUUGCUGAUAUUUUGCUCACCAUUAUAACUUUUAAUGUUCAGAAGGUGUUCAUCUAAUCAUUGUAUAAUUUGGUCACUGAAAAGAAGGUGCAUACCAAGAAAUAUUGUUUAGUUUAGAUUUAAGGACAUUUAAUUUUUAUACAAAUCUUCUGUACCUGGAUAUUUAUCAUUUUUAAGAGAGAUGUAGUAUUUCAA